CGCUGACGUAAGCAGUCCCGGAAGUAGAAUCAGAAAGUAGUGGCGUCCUUCCUCCCUUCAGUUUGUUUCAUCAGCCACGAGAUUUUACAUCCAGCUCACUCAAGACUUUCUGUCUGGUGUUUCAUAAAGAUGGGAGACCCUUUCACCGUGUACACAACCCGACUGCAGCAGCAGGAACAGGAGAUUCGGAGUCUCUCGGCAGAGAUUGAGAGUCUAAAAAACCCACAAAGCCAAAAUCCAUCCCCUCGUCUAGAGGAGCUGAGGGAGGAAAACGCCAAGCUCAAGUACCGCCUCAACAUCUUAAAGAGGGAGGAGAAAGUUCACUGCAGCAAAGCCAUGUUGAACAUAAACCAUCGGCUCCAGGAGGUUUUCAGCGAGGCCAUCCGGGCUUCCUGCCCCGAGCUGGACGACCCCCCGCUGGCUAUCGCACCCAACCAGCAGGCCAAGUUUGGAGACUAUCAGUGCAACAGUGCCAUGGCCAUGGCCCAGAUGCUGAAGACAAAGGGAAUGAAAGUCAACCCGAGGGAAAUCGCAGAGAAGAUCAUCCAGAACCUUCCAGAAAAUGAACUCAUCCAGAAAACCGAAAUCGCAGGACCAGGCUUCAUCAACAUCCACCUGGAGAAAAAGUUUGUUUCCAAACUUCUGAGCAACCUGCUGAUGAAUGGAGUUCAGCCUCCCCCUCUUGCCUCCAAGAAAAGGGUGGUGGUGGAUUUCUCUUCUCCCAACAUCGCCAAAGAGAUGCACGUGGGUCACCUCCGCUCCACCAUCAUCGGGGAGAGCAUGUGUCGACUGUUUGAGUUUCUGGGCUACGACGUUCUGAGGUUGAACCACGUGGGCGACUGGGGGACUCAGUUUGGGAUGCUGAUCGCUCACCUGCAGGACAGAUUUCCAGACUACUUGACCACUUGCCCACCUAUCAGUGACCUGCAGGCCUUCUACAAAGAGUCAAAGAAGCGAUUCGACGAGGAGGAGGAAUUCAAGAAGCGAGCGUAUCUGUGUGUGGUCAGGCUGCAGAGCAAAGAGCCCGACUUUAUUAAAGCCUGGAACCUGAUCUGUGAUGUUUCCAGGAAAGAGUUUCAGAGGGUUUACGACUGUCUGGACAUCACCAUCAUCGAGAGAGGAGAGUCCUUCUACCAGGAUAUGAUGACGGAGGUGGUGAAGGAGUUUGAUGCGAAAGGCAUGUCUAAAAUGGACGAUGGUCGUAAGCUCGUCUUCCCCCCGGGUCAAUCCAUCCCUCUCACCAUCGUGAAGUCUGACGGCGGUUACACCUACGACACGUCGGACCUGGCAGCCAUCCGCCAGCGAAUCUUUGAAGAGAAGGCCGACAUCAUCAUCUACGUCACGGACAGCGGACAGGCCACACACUUCCAGGUGGUCUUUGCUGCAGCUCAGAUGAUCGGCUGGUACGACCCGAAGGUGACCCGGGUGGAGCACGCAGGAUUUGGAGUGGUGCUGGGAGAGGACAAGAAGAAGUUUAAGACCCGGUCUGGAGACACAGUGAGGCUGAUGGACCUGCUGGAGGAAGGACUAAAGAGAUCCAUGGACAAACUGAAGGAGAAGGAGCGGGACAAGGCCCUGACCCCAGAGGAGCUGAUAAAGGCCCAGAGGUCUGUUGCUUUUGGCUGCAUCAAAUACGCCGACCUCUCCCACAACCGCAUCAACGACUACGUCUUCUCCUUCGACAAGAUGCUGGACGACCGGGGCAACACGGCGGCCUACCUGCUCUACGCCUUCACUCGCAUCAGGUCCAUAGCUCGUCUGGCAAACAUUGACGAGGCGACUCUGAGGAAAGAAGCAGAGACCUCGGAGGUCCUCCUGGACCACGAGAAGGAGUGGAAGCUGGGGAAGUGCAUCCUCCGAUUCCCCGAGAUCCUGCAGAAGAUCCUGGAUGACCUGCUGCUGCACACGCUCUGUGACUACCUGUACGAGCUCGCCACCACCUUCACCGAGUUCUAUGACAGCUGCUACUGCGUGGAGAAGGACCGGCAGACAGGUGAGGUAGUGAAGGUGAACAUGUGGAGGAUGCUGCUCUGUGAUGCCACAGCAAUGGUCAUGUCCAAAGGCUUUGACAUCCUGGGCAUCAACUCUGUUCAGAGGAUGUGAUGUCACAGGAUGUGAUGUUGCAGGGAUCAGACCAGCCUUUGUCUUUCUCUCACUGCAACCAAAUUCACCAGAAAUGGACCCGGAGAAGAGAUGUCUCACUUACACCUUGGCCAAAACUCUCCUGACUUUAGGGAGUCAUUUCUACAAGGUCAUGCUAUCCCAAACAUACCUGCUUUGAUCCAUUUCCUAAAUUCUCAUGUAAAGUAUCAUUUUUAUUAAAGCAUGGAAAUGAAACCUAA
Molecule: messenger RNA, 2342 nt
Organism: Notolabrus celidotus (New Zealand spotty)
Lineage: Eukaryota; Metazoa; Chordata; Actinopteri; Labriformes; Labridae
Gene: rars1
Product: arginyl-tRNA synthetase 1
Exons: 15
Coding region: 130-2103 (657 amino acids)
Biological process (GO): arginyl-tRNA aminoacylation
Cellular component (GO): cytoplasm
Molecular function (GO): ATP binding; arginine-tRNA ligase activity
Source: RefSeq, a predicted model, not a curated record